Molecule: messenger RNA, 310 nt
Organism: Pelobates cultripes (western spadefoot toad)
Lineage: Eukaryota; Metazoa; Chordata; Amphibia; Anura; Pelobatidae
Source: the annotation of a GenBank genome assembly
AUGAGUAGCACCAGAUCUAAUGAAGAAGUUGGGCCAAAGCCGAAAGGACACCCAACUGUGGAUGUGUGUGGAGGGGAAAGGAAAGUCCUCUGCUGCAAUGAACAAUUUAACAUAGGAACCUGGAAUGUUAGAACUAUGAACCAAGUCAAAUUGGAUGUGAUUAAACAUGAGAUGACAAGGUUAAACAUCGAUGUCCUGGGAAUUAGUGAACUCAAAUGGACUGGAAUGGGACAUUUCACAUCAGACAACCAUCACAUCUUCUACUGUGGUCAAGAAUCCCGCAGCAGAAAUGGAGUAGCCAUCAUAGUAA